This is a messenger RNA of Cynoglossus semilaevis (tongue sole), 1874 nucleotides long. Its product is annotated as dynein regulatory complex subunit 4-like. Gene Ontology annotation, molecular function: small GTPase binding; microtubule binding. NCBI's taxonomy places the organism in Eukaryota, Metazoa, Chordata, Actinopteri, Pleuronectiformes, Cynoglossidae. Gene Ontology annotation, biological process: cell motility. The transcript has a single exon. Bases 490 to 1710 code for a protein of 406 amino acids. Gene Ontology annotation, cellular component: Golgi apparatus; microtubule; motile cilium. The record is from RefSeq and is a predicted model, not a curated record.
UGAGAUGCUCUGAGCAUGACACUUCUCCCCGGGCAGCUUUAAGCUGCCCAAUGUUCACUUUGGUGAUGGGUUAAAGCUGAGGUCACAUUUUGUUAUGUCGGCAGUGGACAGGAUGGACAGGUUGGCAAACUCAUUCAUCAAGAAGUUGCCAAGAUGCCUCUUGGAUGUAGGCCUCAAGGAGCGAAAAGUAUGAUACCUCUUAUUCUUUAGCCAACACAUAGGAAUCACAAUGUAAAUGUGUCUACAACACAAUCACAGUCUAGCUAAUUGCCUUUGAUGUCAUGUGAUGUAAUAAUGACACUAUACAUUAUUGAAAAAAACAAACAUUGUAUUGUUGAUAGUUGUUUUUGAAACUAUGAAAAAGUCAAGUAAAGAUAUCACAUAAAAUAUGCUACCUACACUCCAUAGAAGAUUUUUAGCAUAACUCUACUAGUGUUUUUAAAUAAAAAAUGUUGUAUUCUCAUUAAUGUCAAAAUUUGACAUUUUACAAUGCCACCCAAGGGUAAAAAGAAGAAGGGUAAGGAAGUGAUGUCAGUUGCAGAGCUCGACAAAAUGCCUGCCGAGGCGAUGUCAGAGAAACAACUGCAGAAGUACAUCACUUACCUCAGAGACCAGCUGGACAAGGAGCGCAAGGAACGACCGGUCUUUCAACUGGACUGUGAGAAAAUUCAGUCAUUCCUUGAACUCUGCAGGCAGAAUUUAGAGAACACAAAAGCAGAAUUGUCCUGCACGGACGCUGCGAGUUGGGAGGCUGGCAAGCACCAUCAAAUGGAGGUAGGUGCAUACAAAAUGCAUCUGAGGCACGAGCUGCACGAGCUGCACAACGCAAUCUCCGAUUUAAAGUCCGAUCUCGCUGCCCAUGCCUCGAUCAUCCAGAGCUACCACUCCAAGUCAGAGCUUGAGCUCUGGAGUUCGUUUCAAAGAAUGCACACAGACCAUAGACAUGAGAAGCACAUGAAAAAUCUCAGUAUUGAGGAGAUAAAUCUAAAACACUGGUUGGAGUUAAGGGGUCUGACGAGCGAUUAUGAGGAGAGAAUCCGGGAUGUAGAGUUUACCAACUGCAGGAGGUACCAUCAAAAUGUUAUUUUGGGGGAGGAAAAGCAUCAGGAACUAAUGAAUAACCUGGACAAUAAAUGGAAAAAUCGGACAAGGGACCUGAUGCAGAAACACAAGACAAUCCUCAGAGAUGCUGCAGAAACAAUAUUUUCACUGCAGACAGAUGCACUUGUGCAAGAGAGGGCCUUUAAGAGGAAGGCAGCAGAUAUGCAGAAGUUGCUGUCGCAAGCGGACAAAGAUUUCGUAGCGGCUCAGGACCACAACAGAUGUCUGCACGAGUCUAUGCAGGAGGCAGAGCAGAAGCAGAGUGAGCUUCAACAGCAAAUGCAGUUUUACAACCAGGCCAGUGCGUGUCAUGAAAAGAACAGAGCCCAUAUGAAGCACCUGGAAAGUGAGCUGAGGGAUUUGGCUGUUAAUCAUGAGCUGGCGUUGCAGGAGUUUGAAAAGCUCGAUAAGGAGUGCACCAAGAUGCUAAAGGAGCACAGGGACAUCAUUUUUAACCUGCAGCAAGAAGGUGCUCUGAAACAGAAAAUAUUGCAGAAGAAACUGGUGCUACUGACACCAACUGAGUCAGGGAAAGAAGCGAAAUUCAACAUUGUCUCUUGCACCACUGAUGAGAACAUAGGUAGCAGUACCACAAUAGGACAUCAAUGAAAUACUGUUCCUGAAAACCAAGGUUUUUAACGUCUUUGACCUAUAGCGUUUGUGGUUAUGUUGCCAUCUCUCAUAAAUUUGUGAAGGUAUUGUUCCAUUAUUCCGACAAUCUGACAUCCAUCCAUCCAUCCAUCCAUCCAUCCAUCCAUCCAUCCAUCCAUCCA